Messenger RNA from Gavialis gangeticus (Gharial), 1755 nucleotides. RefSeq names its product serum response factor binding protein 1 (gene SRFBP1). The transcript has 8 exons. The record is from RefSeq and is a predicted model, not a curated record. NCBI's taxonomy places the organism in Eukaryota, Metazoa, Chordata, Crocodylia, Gavialidae. Gene Ontology annotation, biological process: maturation of SSU-rRNA. Gene Ontology annotation, cellular component: 90S preribosome; nucleus. Bases 41 to 1435 code for a protein of 464 amino acids.
AGAGCGCCGGCGCUGCCCUGCUCCGACCCCGCAACCACGCAUGCGCGCAGUUUCGCUUCGCCCAACGUGUGGGGAGGGGUGCAAGGGGUUGGGGCUCGAGCCGGGUGCGGCCAUCAUGGCGCACGUGCUUAACGUCAACAAUGAGGUGGUGAAGCUGAGAAAAGAAGUGAAGAGGGCCAGAGUCCUAACCAUUCGCCGGCUAACAAGACACAUUGGAAAGCUGAAGUUAAAAAAGGGUUCAGAAGAUGUGGUAUUAAAGAACCAAAGGCGAGCACAGAGGUUAAUCGAAGAAAUCCAUGCUAUGAAGGAAAUUAAACCAGAUCAAGUAACCAAAUUUGCUCUUGAAAAAGAAAUUAAUUUUGAGAGUAUCUGCAAAAUGCCCAACUGUACUACAGUUGACCGAGCAAUUGCUAGGCUAGCAGCACACCCACUCUUAAAGACAAAAAUUGCUGAUAUUAAAGCUGCUGUAAAAGCCUUUAAAGCUGCAAGACAGAUGGCAGCCAAAGCUCAUUCUUCAGAGGAGUGUAAAUCAAAACAACCUGAAUUGGUGAAACAUUCUAAUAGCAAUAGAGAAGACCAACAUUUUGAAUUAAUUCAAAAACAGAAGGAGGAUGGAAGCAAAAUGAAGGUGAAUGUGAGAACAGACACAAACACACAGGGUAAAGAAAUUGGUGAGAAAAAGUCCAGUCAGGAGACUUUGGAAGCUGAGAGAACAUGCGCUCUAGACGAUCUUCCAUUCCCGGCUUUGGAAAUGCAGGCAAUUGUUCAGGCUGAAACAGAAAAAAGAAUUGACAGGCCCCAAAAAAAGAAACUUACAGGUGUGAACAAGGUUAUUACUACUAAGGAGUCAGAUAGCAAUGUUAGUGAUAUUGAAGAAAAUGACAAACAUAAGGAAUACUUUGAUGACAGCACUGAAGAGAGGUUUUAUAACCAGUCAUCAGAUUCUGAAGAUAACGAUAGCAGUGAUGAUUUCUUUAUCGGCAAAGUAAAGCAGAAAAAGAGGAGGAGAGUGGCAGACUCUAACCAUUCUUCAGCAAAGAAAAUACCCCCAAAAAUGUUACUAAAAGCAGUAAAGGACUCAGAAUUUGUGACAAGAAAGGAUGUGAACACAGAAGGAAACAACCCAAGUGCUAAAGCAAAGAAGCUAGAAUCUGUAUUUUGCACUUCUUUGUCCAGCUCUCAACAGAAAUCCAAAAAUAUGAGGAGAAAUGUAAAGGAACAGCUUCCCAAAAACAGAAGAACAGCUUUUCCAAAAAAGGAACCAGAGUUCAGGAAACACCAGCCUGCUAAAGCUGCAGGUAUAAAGCAUGAAAAUAAGAAAAAUCAUUUGCAGCAACCUCUUCAUCCUUCAUGGGAGGCAAGCAAGAAACGUCAGCAACAGGUGUCUCAAAUUACAGCAUUCCAGGGGAAAAAGAUUAAAUUUGAUGAUGACUGAACUUUUUACACGUGAAUUCAGAUUUUUAAAGAUCAUUCUGAAGAUUCAGAUUUUAAAGAAGUUCACAACUGACAGUAUUUACACAUGAAGUAGCUGUGUAUUUGGACUGGAGAGUACUUCUUAUUUUUGGUUAAAAUUAAUACAUACAAUGUUGUUUAAAAGCUGAACAUGCUACAGUGCUUGAGAACUACAAAAGUCUUUCUUUUUUCAAAAAAAUAUUUACAAUUUUUUUCCUAUAUUAUUUUCAUUAUACUGUCCUGAUCUUGUGAAAUGUGAUGUAAAUUUUAAAAACCUUUUUGGCAUGAAAUACCUAUCCCAGA